AUGGCGACGGCGCUACCGGCACUGCUGAAGGCACUGCGACAGGCCGCGACGCCUCUCGAACUCGCCGGCGCUGUGGACCAUGCUGUCGAUCGCCUCAUCUCCACUGCUUCCCUCGCGGAAUCGCAAAAGCUGGUCUCUGGUCUUCGGCAGCACCGAUUGAGUGGAAACUUGUAUGAAAAGCUGCAACAGGCAGCUUCGAUCUGUACAGAGCCAUUGAGCAAGGCGGAGUACUUGGGGAUGAUGUUACUUCAGGAGAGUGUCUACCUGCUCGACGCAGUACCACUAUCCACCCAGCGCAGUGUGCUACUUAAGGUCUACAACGCAAAUAACACCGUGCUGCCCGGAUACUUGGCAGCUCUAACAACUAGCGAUGGACCUUUUUGUACCGCCAAGUUGGACGGUCGAAAAGCCAAGCAGACACUAGAAAUACUCUCGUCUGUCCUCAAGAGUGUCCUGAUUGGUACUUCGCAGAGGUCAGAGGGACACAAAGCUGCAGUGCUGCACGCUAUGGCUCGCGUCGCUUGGCACGUCAAUGAACACGAUGAAGACGACGACCAUGAGCUUGUGCAGACAUCUGUGGUUUACACUCUCGUGCAGGCACUGGAGCUCGUCCCAUACACGCAGCUGUCACAACCGACCUACGGGAUUCAUGUAAAGCUGCUAAUUGAUCUGCUGAGUUCGCUAGCAGCUCACGGUACGAAGCUUGUGACACUAGCGAUCAGAACGGCACACUUUGUGCUACAGUCGACGCAGCUCUUGAUCAGGAGAAACGUGGGUGCCGUGACUCUAUUGCAGUCACUGGAGCAGCUGUCUAGAGCUGUGCCUGAGGCUUUCUGGUGCUCUGUUUUUCUGACGUCGGCUGCGCAUUUCCUUGUGGAGUGCUGCGAAACGUUGCUAGAGCAGCAAUUGGUGCUGCGCGUGCUACGGCAAACACUCACAUAUGGACGUGAGGUCAUUGCUGGCAGCCGCAGCGUAUACGUUGAAAUUCUCGUGCUGCCCUUGUCAUCGAUGAUUUCGGUCCAUGGCAGUGUUGUGUCCGAGCUGCUUCAAAUCAUGGUGGACGUCAAGUCAAUGAGCGAGUAUAUUGGUAAAGACGACCUUGAGAGCGGUGUCCACCUUACGGAGACAGCAACCCAUGCUCGUUCGGCCAUCCGAUUGAUUUGCGACGAAGAUUCGUGCCAACGUUGGUUGAGCUCCUUGUUUAUGUCGAAGGGCGCUGUAUCUUCCCGCAGCACUGCGGACAAAUGGCUAGCACUAUUGGUGGUGGCGUUGCUGUCUGAUGAACGGUCUGCUUUUCGAGACAGCGCUGCUAAGUGUUUGGAGCGUCAAGUGCACAAUAGUCCAAAGUUCUGGGGCGCCGUUACUGUAAAAUCACUGGUGCCAAGUUUGGUAUUUCUGGUUUCUCAGCGACCGUCUAAAAAAGCGAACAAGGCGUUGACGCGUGGCUUCGCCGAGUGGAUGAUCUCGUGCUUGUAUUGUUUGGCAGCGCUUGCAGCUUCAACGACCGACACUAUGCGUAUUGUGCUUCGUCUUAUCGACAGCAUGAAUGGCACGGCAAAAAUGAGAUCCAUCGCACUCAAGUGCAUGUUUGAAGUGUGGCGAAACGAGCCCCGUGUGUUUCCACGAUUGGAGACAAUGUUACUUGAACCGACUUCUCCAGUCGAAGAUGUCGAUCAUCAUAUUGUAAGGAUGGCAACUAUAAAAGCGCUGUGCGAGAAGGACCCAGAGCUGGGCGUGCAGUUCAUCUCGUCCAUUCAGGCAUUCCUUGAAGAUGAGCUGAAGUCUGUUGUUGCAAUGGCCAUGGACGCCAUUACUGCAUUGUGCAGCGAAGACUGUUUGGACUUCUACAUUGCGUUUAAGAUCAUUGCGCAGAAGAUACGCGAGAACAAGAUAACGUGUGCAGAGGAACCGCUAUUCCAAGAGCGCUUGUGCUGUUUUUACGCAAUUGGUGGUGUUGAUAGUGCUGCAAGUGAAAAAGACGCUUUGAAGCUACUUAACCAGGCUCGGAAGUUUACGUCCAGUGAAUGCGCGGACGUUCGAAAGUGUGCCUAUGGUGCGCUGCGCCAGUUUCCUCUAAACUUAUUAGGGCUUUGCGUGAUGGUUGAUGAUAGUGCGGAACACAACGAAGAUGAAACGACGAAAGAAGAAGUCGAGGAGCGGUUGGAUGAUUUGUUGGCGCGUCUGUGCAACGAGAAGGAUCCAGCCGUCCGCGUUGAGAUUGAGAAGCUGGCUGCAAAAGUGGUUGAGCACGAAAGUACGAAGCUUACCGCAAAUGUUAGUCGUGGACAGCGAGCGGUGUCUGCAGUACAAGGGAUCCAGCGGCAGCAGCACGUAACGCCGAAAUUGACGUCGUUUGCGGCUGUUUCUGGUGCGGCUACCAAGGAGCUGAAAGCGCUGCUUCCUACAAGAAUGGAGGUAGAGAGCAUGUUUGUAAGGGAUUCUACUACGACUGACUGGAGUGGGUAUUUGUUGGCGUUCCAGCCGAAAGCGUUGGUCGACACGAAAAAUGUUCAUCGCAAAGACAAACUUGUACGCCUUGCCACGCAAAAUGUAAGCGAGUUAAAACAAACGGUCAGGACUGUAGUCCAGAGUAUGGAGCUGCCUUGGGCCUCAUCAAGCAUGUCUCCAGACUGUACUGGUAAGUACAAGGAAUUCUUGCUUAUUCAAUCUUUGAUGGAAGGAUGGCGAGGAUUUAUGGCGACGUUCAUAUAUUCUCUUGACGAACUGGCGAAGCUCAAGACUCCUACUAGCGUAGAUGAUGCCGAUGUUGCGUUCCGUGUGUUCUCGGAAGGUAUUGCCAGCUUGUUUGACUCGCUUUUGAAUGACGCAUCGAACAAGGAGGGAGGAGCCGUUGCGGCUGGUGCGCUGGCGGGAGAACUGUGUGAAACGAGGCAUUGGCAGAAUUCUCAUUUGCGCCUGAUGCACGAAGAAACAGUCAAGGAGUUGUCGCGUCGGCUUGCAUUGUCGAUCGAACAGACUCGCGUAUUCUUGACCGUCGACAAAGACACCAGCUUUUCGUGUAUCGGUGCUUUAGUUGCUCUGCAGCUCUCACUUGGCCAUCGAAGGAUCGACACAGUGGAUGGCUGCAGCAACUAUUGCAUCCAAUUGGAUGAGAUCGAAAAAAUGUUUACCGAAAUUUACCAAAACGAUUCGGAUGACUUGUCAAGUUGCUGGGCUUUACUCGGCCUGAGCCGAAUAGCUAGUCUAUAUACGGACGGCAACGAAAUCGAGGCGUUCGAGGUGACACAGUGGAGACACCAACAGGUCAAGCCGAUUGCUGAACUUAUUCUCGAGUCGUUUCUUCGUAUCGACCAUGCAAAGCAGCCGAACAGGUCUUCGACCUGCCACGGAGACGCGGUAUUUCCACUCUCCGAAACAACAAGAGCACCCCUUCCUCUGGGCAUAAUCAUGUCGGACGUCAAUCACGCUGCGUCAUCCGGUGGUAUUUUAUUGCGAUGGGCAUCGUCAAUGGGUUUAGCGCGACUGUCAAUUGGCUUUGCGAAAAUGAAACGUCUAGACUGGCUGGCGAAUGUGCGAAGAGUGCUUUUAGCAGUGUGGGAAGAAAACGAGCCGGUAAAUCUUGCGGCCGUUGCAUUGGGACCCGUACUGCUGCAGAGCGUGCGUUAUAACGUGGUAUCCUCGUUGAGCUUGGAAAAGUUCGUGGUCACUUGCAACCGCCGAGCUGCGGAAGCUAGUGUUGACAACCUCGACUGCGGCUUUUUGAUCAUGGUAGUGGCAAACGUAUUGUGUCAAUUGCGUCAUUAUGGAGGCUUUCCUGACACUAUUCAGCACCAAACAAAGUUAGCAGUCAAGUAUGUCAAGCACGCUCUUGCGGGUGGAGGCAAGCCAGGUCAUGUAGGGCACUCAUUGAUGCUAUCCGGUAUCGCUAACUUCUUCCACCUCGCUUUCGGUAUUUCCGAAUCAUCGAUUGCAUCAACUUCGAGCGUUGAUACGAAUGUAGAGCUGGCACUCGAUUUUGAGUCAAUCGGAACGUUUGUGCAGCAUGUUCGAGACUCUGCGAAGAGCGGAGGCGACUGCACUUAUGCCAAAGUAGUGCUUGGUGCUAUUGCUCGCGCUGCUGAUGGUUUUUAUGUUUCCCAGAAAAAGAAGUCGUUUGAUGUAGAGAUUCGCACUCUUCCGCGAAACCUCUUGCUGGUAAAAACACUUGAGUGGCUGCAGCAAGUGAAUCAUUUGGGAGAAGACUUCCCCCACCAUAACGGUCCAACAACCGAGCCAAGCUCACGAGCUCGCUUAGCGGUGUCAUUGGUAGGUUGUCUGACAUCAGCAGGAGCUGUACUUCCGCUGAUGGACUACGCUCUGUUUUUGCACCGGAUCAUGCUGCGGCUAUGCUGUGCCGAUACGAGUGUGGCAUGCGUUCGAUUCGCCGCUACGCAAGGUAGCUGUGACAAACUCGUGGCUGGCGAGUUGCUAUCCGGCGACUGGUUUGGAAAUGCCGACAUGGCCGUUCAGGCUGAACUGAUGGCUUGGCUCUCAGCAGCAGCUGCCCGUAUUCCGACUGAUGUACUGAAGGCCUUACUGAUUACAACUUUCGACGCUCUCAAGGAAAUUUGGCGUCGUGAUGUCUCAAGUAGCCGCAGCGCUCUUCUCUUUGACAGCUGGACAUUCAUGCUACGCGAUGUCCUACAACCUACAGCUGACCGCACUCCAGGCGACUUCCUGGAAGUGGUGAACAAAUUUGUUCUUGAAAAAGUAGUGGCGGAGUUUCCUUUUGACGUGCAUGCCUCCUGUCAGGUGGAGCACUUUGCAGCCCGUGUUCUUUCAAAUCUUGACUACGGCGAGCGAAGCGUGAUUGACACAAUGUUGAAACCGGAAGUGGUGGGCUCUUCAGCUUGGAGUUGGUGGAGGAGUGGCAUCUUUGUCACUGAGCUUGCAAAGCUCAAUGUUUUUGUCGUGAGUAAGCGCGAGACAUCCUUGUUCUUUCAAUGGUUUUUGCGUCACGACUUUAUUGAGUGGACAGAUGAGCAUGACGUUGACAUGUACUUGUUGCCGCUCACCGCUAGGAUUGGCGAUCUCGUUGCGCGGCACACGGGACCUGGUGGUAAUGUGUCUUCGCUUCUUGACGUGAUCGACGCUUUUAGUCGAUGUGUGUCCACACUCGACUCUUGUAUCCAAUCAAACACCUUCAAACGCCGUGCGCUGUUUGCUCUUUUGGCAAGUGUUUUGUCCUGGAACUCAACGUUGAGCUACGAGAAACAUGUACUCGAAACGUUGCGACCUCGGACCGCUCACAAAAGUGAUGCCGCAGCAUUGCUGCCUUUCGGGCUCACCGCGUGCGCCGGUAGCGCGAAACAAGUCUCGACAAUUUGUGUGAGAAUGCUUGCGCUGUUGGGCCAGCUGACUCACAUGAAUGAGACCAAAGUCGUGGAAUACACCAAUGUAUUGCUUCUUUGUAGCCGGCAGAUGUACGUAACAGCGGACAGUUGGCAAAUGCCAAGCACGAUGCCUGGCGAGCUUAGAGAAAUGUGGAGUCUCGUUGACGGCACGAGCUGA
Messenger RNA from Hyaloperonospora brassicae, 5511 nucleotides. The record is from the annotation of a GenBank genome assembly. Lineage: Eukaryota; Oomycota; Peronosporomycetes; Peronosporales; Peronosporaceae.